CCGAAGUAUGAAUGUAAUGUGCUAACUAAUGAUAAAGAGUCCCUCCAAAAACUCUAGGUAAUGGUACAGCUUAAGAGCUACUGCAAUUUUAACCAACGCACCGCAACAAUUCAGACCCUUUUUUCUCCUGCCUCAGAAUCCAGACCCAGAUUACAUCUAACGCUAUCAGAUUACAAGAGAAAUUUCUUUAGAAACUGUUACAUAAGACAGAACAGAGCAUUUUUCAGUCAGUUUUUGUGUCAAAUUUUUGAAAAAAAGAAAUAUGGAUUACUGGUCAUCAUCUGUUAGCGUUGAUGAUGAAUUUGAGAAGCUUGUUCUUAGAAUGAACCCACCAAGGGUAACUGUUGAUAAUGCAUCAAACAAUAAAGCAACUUUGAUCAAGGUAGAUAGUGCAAAUAAGAGAGGAAGUUUGUUGGAGGUGGUUCAGGUUCUUACUGAUCUGAACCUGAUAAUAAGGAGGGCUUACAUUUCUUCGGAUGGGGAAUGGUUUAUGGAUGUUUUCCAUGUUACUGAUAAACAAGGAAAUAAGGUCUCCGAAGAUAACAUUGCCGAGCGCAUUCAGCAGUCACUGGGACCAAAAGGGCGGAGCUUUCGGUCGAUGACAAGAUCUGUGGGCGUCAAACCUGCAGCGGAGCAUACGACCAUAGAGUUGUCGGGAAGAGACCGACCGGGCUUGAUUUCAGAGGUCUUUGCAGUUCUUGCUGACCUCAAGUGUAAUGUACUUGCUGCCGAAGUAUGGACUCAUAACUCUAGAAUGGCUUCGGUUGUUUAUAUAACUGAUGAAGAGAAUGGAUUGGCAAUCAAUGAUCCUGAUCGGCUUGCUAAGGUCAAACAACUUCUCCUUUACGUUCUGAAAGGAGACAGAGAUAGGCGAAGCGCCAACACAGAAGUUUCUGUCAGUUCUACUCAUACAGAGAGGAGGCUGCAUCAGAUGAUGUAUGCUGAUCGUGAUUAUGAUAAUGAGAAUAUGGAUUGUAUGAUACCUGAUCGGAGCAAACCCCUCGUGAAUGCAGAAAACUAUGCAGAUAAAGGCUACACUGUGGUUAACGUGAGCUGUCCAGAUCGUCCUAAGCUGCUUUUUGACACAGUAUGCACAUUGACUGAUAUGCAAUAUGUUGUGUUCCAUGCCACCAUCAUUGCUGAAGGACCAGAGGCUCAUCAGGAAUAUUAUAUAAGGCAUGUUGACGGGUCCCCCGUUAGUUCUGAGGCGGAGAGACAACGUGUAAUCCAUUGCUUGGAGGCAGCAAUCAAGAGACGAACAUCUGAGGGAAUAAGGCUAGAACUAUGUGGUGAAGACAGGGCGGGUCUUCUGUCAGAUGUAACUCGCUUAUUUAGAGAGAAUGGUCUUUCAGUUACUAAAGCCAAGGUCACAACCCGGGGUUCUCAGGCUGUAAAUGUUUUCUAUGUUGCUGAUGCAUCUGGUUGCCCAGUUAAAAGUGAAACAAUUGAAGCAGUUCGUAAUGAAAUAGGCCUAACUAUACUCCGUGUGAAGGAUGAUACGUACACAAUUGCACAAACUCCACAGACCGGAAAACCGUCUUUUGGUGAUAUCUUCCGCUCAAGGUCAGAGAAAUUCCUCUACAAUUUAGGCCUAAUAAAGUCAUGUUCUUGAGCAUUUUAUUAGUCGGUUGCACAACUCAAUCUGUAGAUAAUAGUAUGGUUUUAAUCAUAAACUUAAAAUAUUUUCGAGAUUUAGUCAAGCCCAAUUGAUCUUAAAAACUCGGUUAAUGCCAAAACCUAUAUAUCUUUCUACCUUGUAAAUGUUUGUCCAAACUGUAUGUUGACUAUGCUACAUCCUUCGCGUUUAGGAGUUGUUGUAAAUUUAUAAAUCAUUGCCCUUGCAUUGUGAUAUCUCUUUGUUCAA
This is a messenger RNA of Olea europaea var. sylvestris, 1864 nucleotides long. Its product is annotated as ACT domain-containing protein ACR4-like. The transcript is spliced from 7 exons. NCBI's taxonomy places the organism in Eukaryota, Viridiplantae, Streptophyta, Magnoliopsida, Lamiales, Oleaceae. The record is from RefSeq and is a predicted model, not a curated record. Bases 263 to 1612 code for a protein of 449 amino acids.